Molecule: messenger RNA, 1260 nt
Organism: Babesia ovata
Lineage: Eukaryota; Apicomplexa; Aconoidasida; Piroplasmida; Babesiidae
Product: hydrolase
Exons: 4
Coding region: 1-1260 (419 amino acids)
Cellular component (GO): membrane
Molecular function (GO): palmitoyl-(protein) hydrolase activity
Source: RefSeq, a predicted model, not a curated record
AUGGGUAACGCGUUCUCUCUAGCGAACACCUUCAUAUUUCCGGCUCCGCCGGCAUCGUACACAUCCCAGCUCUAUGAGCUCAUAUGGAUCCCCAAGCGCUUUGCGUACGACACACAGGGCGGCCGAGGGGCCACGCCGGGGUCGUUCCCCGUGCUAUACCUGCCGUCACCAGCCCCUUCUAACGUCGUUAUGAUAUACCUUCAUGGCAACUCAUGCGACAUCGGCCAAGUCAAGCCAGAGCUGCGGCUGAUUAGCCACGAGCUCAAUGUUACGGUUCUCGCCGUAGAGUACCCGGGGUACGGCGUGUCUCCGGAGGUGGCGGUGGCCACCGGUGAACUGAUCAACUAUCGUGUCCGGGCGACCGUCAACUUCCUCAUCUCACUCGGCGUCGACCCUAGGUCGAUCAUCUUGUUCGGCAGGUCGAUCGGUACUGGUCCUGCGGCCGCCAUAGCAGCCGAGUUCAAGCAACGUGGCGUGCAGUGCGGUGGUGUCGUGCUGCAGUCGCCGUACAUCUCGAUUCACAAGAUCAUCGAGGACUACUUCGCCCUGGGGACGUGGCUGGUGAGCAACUUCUGGGACACGGAAAAGGCGCUGCAUGACAUGGGGCCGACUACUCCGCUGCUGAUCAUCCACGGUCUCGUCGACGAGAUCGUGCCGGUUUCCCACGGCCAGACGCUCUUCGAGUCCUACAACAGCGACCUCAAGAUGGCCGACUUCCAACCGGCGUCCAAGCACAACAUGUACUCCAUCAUCGAUGACAUUUGCGUGCCCAUUGAGAAGUUCCUCACGAGGCUGAGCCUGUCUAAGGACGCACCAGUCGUCAACAUAAAGCUUCCGCAGUGGUGCCUGUACAGCUGCCACAGGCUCGUGAGCGGGCAGACGCUCAUGGAACGCAACAGGAAGGCCGGAGCGACUGUCAACCAUGAGAAGCAGAUCAGCUCCGCCAGGACGCACGAACGGCCGGGGAGGCCCCAGCUCAUGCGAAACUAUUCCAUGAAUGACGGGAUGCGACCAAACAGGAGGGAGGAAGAUCUCGUUCCGGACGACACUGGGCUCGUCAUUACCAGGAAGAUUGACACAGGCUCAGUCAGCGCACGCAGCGCCCCCGCAACAGAAGAUACUCCCAGGCAGGUCAAUCGCACCACCUCCAAGACCAGCUUCCAGUCGUCGCUGCAGUACCUGCAAGAGCAGAACGAUAUCAACAGCGACGAGAUCUCAGAUAUUGUUAACGAGGCCAUAUCGCGCACCACCAACAUGUAG